Molecule: messenger RNA, 1806 nt
Organism: Clunio marinus
Lineage: Eukaryota; Metazoa; Arthropoda; Insecta; Diptera; Chironomidae
Source: the annotation of a GenBank genome assembly
AAAUGUGGAGUUUCUGAGAUUGGACAAGAAUUACUGUUAGAAUCUGUAACGAAAGUUCAAUAUUUAAACGCUGCGUCUCUUGCAAGUAAAACAGCUAAGCCUUUAGAUCGUCUCCCAAUUCCUAAGCUUCGUCUUGAUUCUGAAGAUUUAGGUUCCGGUCCUCCAUCGGAACUUACAUUAGAUGAAUCAUUUUUACCAAAGAAGUGCCGUAAUGGAAAUUUAGAAACGACUUUAAUGCAAAGAGAGAAGUUAAAUGUUAGCACAGCUUAUAAAACUCGCUACAUCCUUAAAACAAAUCAAUGUUUGAUUGAAAAUUUUUAUAAAGUUCUGAAGAUCAGUGAUUGGAAUGCUGUCGCUUCAAAUAUGAUUGAAUUAAUGGAACCAAACUUUGACUACCUUCACUCACAUUUGAAUUUUCAAAAACAUGUAAGUGUUGGACGUGUUGAUCAGGAAAUUGAAUAUGAAGACUGCGACAACAUACAAGAAUCAUUGAAGGAGAUUAAAAAAUCUUUUCAAUCUCCAAGUUUUAUUUCAUCAACCCCAAAUAAUUCAUUCAACGCUUUGACCUCGAAAAUUUCAUCAUCGCCAAAAGUCGAUAGCAAAGUUGACAGCUUUUUAGAAUCUUUUGAAAGAACUGCUGGAGAAAACGUUUCUGAUUAUAAUCUCUUAUUAAAUAACUCAAUGAUUAUGUUAUCAAAUAUUGACAUUCAAGAAGAAGUUCCAAGAAAUAAAUCAUCUGAAACACAAAAUGCAAUUGAAGGAUUUACAAAUGAAAGUCAAAACUCUCCAAUUCCAGAUUUGGAUGAAAUUAAAACAAAAUUGGAUCAAGAAGAAUUUUCACAAAAAAAUCCAAUAAUAACCGAAGCAAGAAAAGCAGGAAUUCUAAACCAAAUUGAAGAAAUAAAUUUGCAGCUUCUCGAAGCAAUGACACAACAAAAGCCAAUUGUAUUGAAAGUAAGGAAGAUUAAGAGUUGGCAUGAUUGUACCAUGUCAAAUGAUGUCCUAUCACCAAAAGAGACAAACAUUGAGAUGAAGUCGAUAAGUUUCGGAAAUAAAUUAAGUGAAAAAACAUUCACAAUCGUGACUGUCGUGUUAUGUGAAAUUUACAAGAUGUUACAAAGAAAUCUUACAUGUACGAAACGCGAACUUUAUUAUCGUGACGUCGAGUUAUUUAAAUCACAAGUAAACGUCAAUAAAGCUCUCGAUACAAUUUGUUCAAUGCUGAAUGUCCAAGAAUUUGAGUUGGGAAUUUUCUCAUCUAGUAAAGGAUUAGUAGCGGGGGAUUUAAAAGUUAUCAUUGAAAAUGAAACUUUCGAUUGUUCAACAACAACUCAAAUGAUUCCACAAAAUCCCUCAGCAAUUAAGAAUUUUGAAACAAACGCUAAUUAUGUUUUAAUUGUUGAGAAGGACACGGUGUUUCAAAGAUUGAUCAGUGAUAAUAUUUUUCAAAGAAUUGAAGAUCGAAUUAUAUUAAUCACAGCAAAAGGCUAUCCCGAUGUUAACACGAGAAUAUUUCUCAAGAAAAUGUCUUCGAUAUUGAAGCUUCCGAUGUAUAUUAUCGUUGAUGCUGAUCCACAUGGCUUUGAAAUUAUGUGCACUUAUAAAUUUGGAUCGAUGAUGAAAGUAAGAAAUUCAGAACAAUUAGCUGUGCCAAGUAUCGAAUGGAUUGGCAUACAUCCAAGUGAUAUCGAGGGACAGGAUAUCGUUAAAUGUUGUCUCAGCGAAGCGGAUUUGAAGAAAGUCGACGAGUUACUUCAACGUCCUUACAUCAACUGUUUAAUGCAACUUUUCAACUACAAUCAAUGA